AUGGGUUCCCUUGUAGAUAAUCAUCACUUUAAGGCGAAAGUCGGCAUCAAUGGAUUUGGUCGUCGCAUCGCACUUCGCCAAUCUCUCACGAGGGACGAUCUCCAGGUCGUGGCCAUCAACCAUACGUGUGCAACGACAGACGACCUCAUAUAUCUCAUCAGGCACGAUACGACACAUGGCCUUCUGAAAGACGGAAUCGACAUCAAACAACUCUCUGAAGACGCUAUAUCACUAAACGGAAGGGUGAUUGCACUCUUGUCAACGCGAGACAUUGCGCAGUUGAACUGGCACAAGUUUGGAGUGGACUACGUGCUGGAAUGUACGGGCAAGUUUACCAAAGUUGACCAAGCUGUUCGACACAUCACCGAAGCGCAGUGCAAUAGAGUUGUGAUAUCGGCCCCUAGCGCGGAUGCUCCCACAUUCGUCUACGGGGUGAAUUCAGAAGGCUACCAUAAUUCUGCAGUAAACCACGUCAUAUCGGCUGCGAGCUGCACCACCAAUUGCGUCACGCCCAUACUCAAAGCUUUGAACGAUAGCUUGGGAGUCUCCCAAGCUUUCCUCACAACAGUACAUGCCGCAACCCAGUCCCAGCAAAUUCUCGAUGGCUACAGCAAAAAGAACAGGAGGCUGGGGCGGAGCGUUUUCAACAAUAUCAUACCUACAACCACAGGAGCAUCCAAGGCUAUAGCUGCCGUGAUCCCUGAGCUUCACGGAAAAGUCAAGGGUAUAUCCAUUAGGGUUCCCACAUCGGAUGUUUCGAUGGUAGAUCUUACCGUGGCCACCAGCAGACCGUCUUCGCUAUCAGAAGUUCUGGACAUUUUUGUCCGGGCAUCAAACGGAACGAUGGCGGGAGUGCUGAGUGUGAGUGACCAGGAAUUAGUCAGCAGCGACCUCCUCGGUAGUUCCUUUAGUACCAUUGUCGAUAGCAACGCCUGCUUGGAACUGAACCCACAGUUCUACAAGAUCAUCGCGUGGUAUGACAAUGAGUGGGGUUAUUCCAGCCGUCUUUUAGAUCUGGUCUCGAUGAUACACUGCAAAGGACAACAGGAUUGA
Diaporthe amygdali is the source of this 1053-nucleotide messenger RNA. RefSeq lists its product as uncharacterized. The record is from RefSeq and is a predicted model, not a curated record. The transcript is spliced from 5 exons. Lineage: Eukaryota; Fungi; Ascomycota; Sordariomycetes; Diaporthales; Diaporthaceae. Gene Ontology annotation, molecular function: oxidoreductase activity, acting on the aldehyde or oxo group of donors, NAD or NADP as acceptor; NAD binding. The coding region runs from base 1 to 1053 and encodes 350 amino acids.